This is a messenger RNA of Empidonax traillii (willow flycatcher), 1010 nucleotides long. RefSeq lists its product as uncharacterized. The transcript has 2 exons. The record is from RefSeq and is a predicted model, not a curated record. Lineage: Eukaryota; Metazoa; Chordata; Aves; Passeriformes; Tyrannidae. Bases 129 to 944 code for a protein of 271 amino acids.
GCCCAGAGGCCAUUGUGACACCGCGGGUGGGGUCAAUAAAGGGACGCAGAGCCCUGGAGUGCCCUCUUUUUGGAGAGCACCUCGCUCAGGAGGCAGCAGCUCCCUGAGAGCCUCUGAGGCAGAGGGCGAUGGAGAUGCUCAAGGAGAGGGCAAACCCCGACUCCCAACCUGACAAUGUCCUGUCCCAGUGGGAAGCCGAGGAAAUCCAAGAGCUGUCCCAAUGGGAAGAUGCGGACUGUGAGGAACUGUCCCCCUGGGGAUUUGAGAAAUACCAAGAAGCACUGCAAGGACAGAGAGAGGAAAGAGUCUAUGAGUUGUUCAACUGGGAAUUCGAGAGGUCCCAAGAAGUGUUGCAAUGGGGAGAUGAAAUGGUCCAAGAGCUGCGCCAAUGCAACAACCAAAGAAUCCAAGAGCUGUCCCAAUUGGAAGGGGAGACAGUGCAAGAAGUGUCCCCAGGGGGAGAUGUGGAAGUCCAAGAGCCGAGCCAGUGGGAAGGCAAGAGAGAUGAAGAGCUGUCCCAGGCAGAAGAUGACAGUGCCCAAUUGCUUUGGCAGUGGGAAGGCUGCGUGGAGCAAGAGGUGUCCGAAGGGGAAGUGAGAGCAGAGCCAGAGAUGUCUGCAGGGGAAGUCAGAGUGAGAGGAGACCCAGAGCUGUCCCAAGAGAGUGACAACACUGACCAAGAGCUGUGGGAGGAGAACUGGGAAGAUGUCAGCAUCCACACCAUCUGGGUCAACCCCAAGUACCCAGAGCUCCUGCAGAAGGCUCAGCCUGCGCCCCAGCGGUCAGCACAGGCAGCAGCUUCUCCUGGCUGCGCAGAGCAGGUGCCAGAGGCAGGGGCAGAGAGCCAGGUGCCCAGGAAACGUCCCUCCCGCUGCAGGCGGGUGCUGCGGGCUCUGCGCCGGCUGUUGCGGAUCCCCUGCCUGGCGGGACGGCCAGAGGAUUAGUGCCCACUGCCAGCAGCAGGCCGGGCCCCGGAGAUGAGAGCUGAGCUGGAGCCUGCACAGCUCCCU